Chaetomium globosum CBS 148.51 is the source of this 1647-nucleotide messenger RNA. RefSeq lists its product as uncharacterized. Gene Ontology annotation, cellular component: nucleus. Gene Ontology annotation, molecular function: polynucleotide 5'-hydroxyl-kinase activity. The record is from RefSeq and is a predicted model, not a curated record. The coding region runs from base 1 to 1647 and encodes 548 amino acids. The transcript has 6 exons. Lineage: Eukaryota; Fungi; Ascomycota; Sordariomycetes; Sordariales; Chaetomiaceae. Gene Ontology annotation, biological process: cleavage in ITS2 between 5.8S rRNA and LSU-rRNA of tricistronic rRNA transcript (SSU-rRNA, 5.8S rRNA, LSU-rRNA).
AUGAGCGCGUUUGCAGCGCGGCAACAAUUAUGGGCAACGACGGCAGUUGCGAAAAACAACAAUGUUGAGAAGAAGGCUACCCCGGAGCCAGUGCUAGAAAAUCCCCGGUCUGCCCAGUUGAGAAAGAGUGAGACCCCCUCGGCUCGGUCUGUCGUAGGUCGCCGGACCAAGCGCCAGUCCCCAGAGGCACCGGUCGUGGCCGAUGCGAAGCAAGCACAAGGUCUCGAAAUCGGGGCAGCGGGUUCAGGCCCUUCCACCCCCGGCCUUGAGUCCAACGGGAUACUCGUCAGGCACCACUCAUCCUUCAAGCCCAACAAGAAGAAUCUCCAACGAAAACCCGGCGGCCGUAUUGUUCUAGUUGCCUCUGAAGGAGAGCGGUUAGUCGUUCUUGGGAGUUUCGGCAUCAAGGUCCGCGAGGGCGAAGCUACGUUCGCCGGUGCCAUCUUGACCUCGUCCGACCCCGUCCAGUGGGUUCAUGCUCCCCAUUGCCAUGCCGUGGCCGUUCUCCGAACCGCAGAUGAUACAGUCCUCGAGCUUCAACCCCACCCUGCCGCCAAAGGGCUGAGGCAAUUGGCAGCCCUGAAUCCUGCCUUUGCCAAACUCUGGAAUGAGAGUCCGCAAGCAACGAGCUCAAAGUCCCAACCGGAGUAUUCUCCUCCUGGAGUCAUCUCCCUGUUUAAUAUCACUAUACCAAAUUUGUCUCCGCCUUUCUGCCAUCCCACCCUCACACCGGCAGAAGGCCAACUUCGGGCCCACGCCAUCGCAUCCGUCACACCGGGCCUCGACCCGGCCCACUACAUCGAGUGCGUUCUCGACCUCCUCAUGCACUACCAACGACACUCGGAUCCCAAACCACCGCUGGUGGUCAACACACCAGGCUGGGUCCAAGGCACCGGCCUUGAUAUCCUAAGUGAGCUAAUCAUGGCCGUCCGCCCGACCGAAGUCAUCUACAUGUCACAAGAUGGCCCCGAAGAAACGGUUAACAGCCUCCAAGAGGCUUGCACGGCCACCACUCCUCCAACCCCCUUCUCCAUGCUCCCCUCCCAGCCCAGCGAGGCGUCCUCCACGCGCACAUCCCUCCACUUCCGCACAAUGCAGACAAUCCGGCGCCCCGAGCUCCUCGCCGAGGCCAUCAACGGCACCAUCCUCGCGCUAGUCAAGCUCGAGGACCGCGCCGCGCUGGGUUGCUGGACUCCGCGGGGGGUGGUUGAUGGUGUUUUGGGUCUGCACGAUGGGGGUGGUGGCGGUGGGGAGACGGCGGCAAAGGGAUUGGUGUUGGUGGCGGGGCGGUUUGAUACGCCGACGUGGGCGUAUGGCGAGGAUUUGUAUCUGAGGGGGGUUGGGAGGGGGGGUGGUGUGGGGAGUGUGGGGUUGGAGGGUGGUGAGGAUGGGGAUGGGGAUGGGUAUGGGGAUGAUGGGGGUGAGGAUGACAGUGAAGAUGAAAGUGAGGGUGAGGGUGAGGGUGACAGUGGAGAUGAAAGUGAGAGUGGGGAUGGGGGCGAUGUGGGUGCUGAGCGGGAGGCCGGCGGCAGGAAAUCGCGGAGGAUGGUUGGCGAGGUGCCGUGGGUGGAAAUGCUGCACGGGAGCCAAAGGCGGGCUGUGGGGAGCAAGGUGUGGAGGGUGAGGAGGGAUUUGGGGAAGAACUAA